Molecule: messenger RNA, 3429 nt
Organism: Salarias fasciatus (jewelled blenny)
Lineage: Eukaryota; Metazoa; Chordata; Actinopteri; Blenniiformes; Blenniidae
Gene: slc4a5a
Product: solute carrier family 4 member 5a
Exons: 25
Coding region: 1-3429 (1142 amino acids)
Biological process (GO): bicarbonate transport; monoatomic anion transport; transmembrane transport
Cellular component (GO): plasma membrane
Molecular function (GO): solute:inorganic anion antiporter activity; sodium:bicarbonate symporter activity; monoatomic anion transmembrane transporter activity
Source: RefSeq, a predicted model, not a curated record
AUGGAUCAUGGAGAUCGAGGGAUGGGAGUCUCUCACCUGCGCUAUGAGGAGGAGGAAGACCAUCAGUCCAUCUACAUCGGCGUCCCGGUACCGCGAGGAUACCGACGCAAACGGCGGAGACGGCGCUCCAGCAGAGAGGCCUCGGACGUGGACAGAGACAGACGCUACAACCACCACAGACACCACGAGCACGACCGCUACAGGGACAUAGACAUGGAGGAGGGACUGAUGGACUCCACGGAGCAGAGUCUCCAGGACAUCAGCCGAACCAUGUCGCCGGCGGCCGAGCGGCUUCGCUACAUCCUCAGUGAGGACGACGACAUGCCCACGCCGACGCUCUUCACCGAGAUGGACACUCUGCAGCGGGAAGGAGACGAGCUGGAGUGGAAGGAGUCCGCCAGAUGGGUGAAGUUCGAGGAGAAGGUGGAGGAGGGCGGAGAGAGGUGGAGUAAGCCCCACGUGUCCACGCUGUCCCUGCACAGCCUGUUUGAGCUGCGGACGUGUCUCCAGACGGGAACGGUGCUGCUGGAUCUGGACGGAUACUCCCUGCCGCAGAUAGUCGACGACAUCAUUGAACGGCAGAUCGAGGAAGGCAUGCUCUCCCCCGAGCUCCGGGACAAGAUCAGCUUUGUGCUGCUCAGGAAGCACCGGCACCAGACCAAGAAGCCCAUCCACCGCUCGCUGGCCGACAUGGGCAAGUCCAGCUCAGGCACUCGCAGCGCCGGUCCCCGGGGUGGGGCGGGUCCAGGUCCAGGUCCGGGUCCGGGUCCGGGGCAAGGCGUGGGCCAGAUGGCCAACUUCAACCGGUCCACAGAGGACCUGCGAAUGAAGCAGCAGCCUGCCAACUACGGCCGCCUGCGUCAUGCCCAGAGUCGGAGUAUGAACGACAUUGCAGACACCCCGAGCACAGACCAGCUAAAAAAUAAAUUCAUGAAGAAGAUCCCCAGGGAUGCAGAGGCGUCCAACGUUUUAGUGGGCGAAGUGGAUUUUCUCUCCAAACCCUUCGUGGCCUUCGUUCGUCUGGCCCAGGCUACAACGCUCGGCGGUCUGACGGAGGUCCCUGUUCCCACCAGGUUCCUCUUCAUCCUGCUCGGACCUCAAGGAAAGGCCAAGUCGUAUAACGAGAUCGGCCGAGCCAUCGCCACCCUGAUGGUGGACGAUCUCUUCAGCGACGUGGCCUACAAGGCCAGGGAUCGGGAGGACCUCAUCGCGGGAAUAGAUGAGUUUUUGGACGAGGUCAUUGUUCUCCCACCUGGAGAAUGGGAUCCCAAAAUCCGCAUUGAGCCACCAAAGAAAGUCCCCUCGGCCGACAAAAGAAAGUCAGUGUUUUCACUGAAUGAGCUGGGCCAGAUGAACGGCACGGCCGGAGGAGGAGGCGGCCUGGCGGAGGACGAGGAGAUGCCGGCGCAGCACGAGCUCGGGGAGGAACUGGCGUUCACCGGACGCUUCUGCGGCGGUCUGUUCCUGGACAUCAAGCGCAAGCUGCCGUGGUUGCCGAGCGAUUUCUACGAGGGCUUCCACAUCCAGUCCAUCUCCGCCGUGCUCUUCAUCUACCUGGGCUGCAUCACCAACGCCAUCACCUUCGGCGGCCUCCUGGGAGACGCCACGGACAACUACCAGGGCGUGAUGGAGAGUUUCCUGGGCACCGCCUUGGCCGGCUCCGUCUUCUGCCUCUUCAGCGGUCAGCCCCUCAUCAUCCUCAGCUCCACCGGACCCAUCCUCAUCUUCGAGAAGCUCCUCUUUGAAUUCAGCAAGAACAACAACAUCGACUACAUGGAGCUGCGCCUGUGGAUCGGCAUCCACUCCUGCCUGCAGUGCUUCAUUCUGGUGGCCACGGACGCCAGCUACAUCAUCAAGUACAUGACGCGCUUCACGGAGGAGGGCUUCUCCAGCCUCAUCUCCUUCAUCUUCAUCUCCGACGCCAUCAAGAAGAUGGUGGGCGCCUUCAAGUACUACCCCAUCAACACCGACUUCAAGCCCGACUACGUCACCACCUACAAGUGCGAGUGCCUGGCGCCAGACCCGAUUCCAAUGCCAGAUAACAGCUCUAGUGUCUCUGGGUUGAAUGUGACAGCUCUGGACUGGAGCCAGCUCAGCAAGAAGGAGUGUCUGAAGUACGGCGGCUCGCUGCUGGGCAAGUCCUGCAAGUUCGUCCCCGACCUGGCCCUCAUGUCCUUCAUCCUCUUCUUCGGCACCUACUCCAUGACCGUCACGCUCAAGAAGUUCAAGUUCAGCCGCUACUUCCCCACCAAGCUGAGGAAGCUCAUCAGUGACUUCUCCAUCUUCAUGUCCAUCAUGACGUUCGUCGGCCUCGACAUGCUGAUGGGACUCAAAACCCCCAAACUGAUCGUCCCCACCGAGUUCAAGCCGACACGGCCGGGCCGCGGCUGGAUCGUCAUGCCUUUCGGGAAGAACCCGUGGUGGGUGUAUCUGGCCAGCUUCGUCCCCGCGCUGCUCGUCACCAUCCUCAUCUUCAUGGACCAGCAGAUCAGCGCCGUCAUCGUCAACCGCAAAGAGAACAAACUCAAGAAAGGCUGCGGCUACCACCUGGACCUGUUCUGGGUGGGCGUCCUGAUGGCGGCCUGCUCCUUCAUGGGCCUGCCCUGGUACGUGGCCGCCACCGUCAUCUCCAUCGCCCACAUCGACUCGCUGAAGAUGGAGAGCGAGUCCAGCGCUCCGGGCGAGCAGCCGCAGUUCCUGGGCGUCAGAGAGCAGAGGGUGACGGGCAUCCUGGUGUUCGUUCUCACGGGGGUCUCCAUCUUCCUGGCUCCAGUGCUGAAGUUCAUCCCCAUGCCUGUGCUGUACGGCGUCUUCCUCUACAUGGGCGUGGCCUCCCUCAGCGGGAUCCAGUUCUGGGACCGAAUUAAACUGUACAUGAUGCCGUCCAAGCACCAGCCAGACUUCUCCUACCUCCGCCACGUCCCCCUGAGGAGGGUGCACCUCUUCACCUUCAUCCAGAUCGCCUGCCUGGCUGUGCUCUGGGUCCUCAAAUCCACCUUCCUGGCCAUCAUAUUCCCUGUCAUGAUCCUGGGCCUGAUGGUGGUCCGGAAGAUGCUGGACAUGGUCUUCUCCCAGCACGACCUGGCCUGGCUGGACGACCUGCUGCCCGAGAAGGAGAAGAAGAAGAAGGACGACGACAAGAAGAAGGGGAAGGAGAAGGAGAAGGAGAAGAAGAGGCCGAAGCCCGACGACAGUGAGGAUGAGGAUAAGUACCACGCCUACUCCAACCACUCGCCCAGCUCAGAGUCGGACUUGGACCGCAGCAUCACCCUCCACCUGAAGAUCUCCUGCCCGUCGUCUCCGGCCGUGCCCAUGGGCCGGGGCAUGGCCUGCCCCGUGCCGCAGGUCAAGAUCGAGAUGGAGUCGGACUACGACUCGGACAUGGACCACCACCGGCCGCGGGACAUGAGCAGCGAGACCACGUUAUGA